AAACAUGGAUCUUAUCAUCCGUAUCAGUUCAUAAUAUUCGUUGCAAUAGAUAAAGAAUUUGGAGCAUAGGAUGACAUUCCACCAGUAAGAGGAAUGCAAUAUCAUUUUAUUUAAACAAAAUACUGAUUGGAUGAAAGAAAGAUGUUGGAAUAGGAAAAAAAAUGUUACAAAUGCAAAGGACAUGGUCAGUUUAUAUAUACAUCUUCAUCAUUGGUUUUGGACACAUUUAUGGAUACGCUGAAAUUUCUUCAGACUUUGAGACCUAUAUCCAGCUUAGUACUUACUGCAUACAGGCUACAGGAAAAACUUACAUAGAGUUUUCGAUCAAAGCUUCGACUGAUGUUCAUGUUGCAUUAAUGACCCAAGACCUUUCCACACCACGAGACGAUUGGAGCCAGUUUUAUGAAAUCGUCAUCGGUGUAUGGUCCAAUCAAAAGUCUUGCAUUCGGGCUCUAAAGGAAUAUUGUGCAUAUACUGAAUCUCCUGGAAUAUUAAACAGUGCCGGUUAUGUACAGUUGUGGAUCAGCUGGGAUAAUGGCGACAUUCAACUUGGAAAAGGACCCAAAGCGGAUGGCGUCGUAGUUGUCAGUCACCCUCAGAUCAUUCCAUAUGACGUCAAUUAUCUUGCGGUGAUGACGCAUUACACUAGUUCGUGGAGAUUCUAUGAAGAGACAGAUUGCAAAUUUGAAGAAUUCAACAAUACUUACAUUGUAACAAAUGAUACCAGAUGCAAUGGAGUAACAAAUUAUGCAUGCGCAAGCGGAUACAACCUAACUUCCGGGAACCUCUCUCGGCUUUGUGGGACUGGACUAGAGUGGAUAGGUGACCCUCCGUUCUGUUCUGCAAUUCCAUUAUGCCCUGAGAUAAAUUCAACCUCCUCUGUCAUCGUAUUAAGCCAAAACAUACAGAUUGGUGGGAUACUGUUAAUGACAUGCGCAAAACACCAUGCAUUGGUUAUCGGUAACCUGUUUAGAACUUGCCUUCCUAAUGCAACAUGGGAUGGUCUGGAACCUGUUUGUGAAGGUUGCAUUUGUCCAAGCGCUGGUGUAGGAUAUCAGUUUAACACGACAGAAGAACUCAUCAAAAGAAUGGAGGAAAUGAAGAAAAAGCUAAAAAUAGAAAGGGAGAAAACGAAUGCCUUUAUCCGGUCCAAGACCAGUGUUAAAGACAGCCGUACCUCCUCCACAGGAAUCGGUUUCGUCCUUGGCUGGGGUAUAAUAGGGUCCUUACCGGUGGCUAUUUGUUUGGGUGAUGCCGCUUCCCUGUUACGUCAUAUGAGACACGGCGUUUAAUGAAACGAUGAACAUCAAUAUAAACUUAAGUCAUACAAGACAUGAUCUUUAAAUUCUUUAACCACAAUUUCGGGGCCUUACAGCUUAGUUGAGCUUAUAUUUGAUUUCGUUUUCCGGAAAUAAGACAUUUAUUUUGAACAGUUUGACAGAUCAAAAUCGAGAAUGUUUCUGUAUUUAUUUUUUGACUCAGAAACCUGAUUUGCCGACUUUUUUUUUUUACCAAAACGUUUCCGACGUCAAUAAAGUUUGUUCAAUUAAGAAAUGAAGAUAAUAAUUUUUUCUACUGAUCGACGUAUCAAAGAAAAAAUUGACCGGAAAACUUCAUCAAUGCGCGUAAUUAAUUUCAAUCGUUGUUGUUUUAUUUUAUCGAAAAAUAAAUCGAAAUUGAUGAAAAGACAUUUCAAAUGCGAAAUGUUGAAAAUUUCACAUUAUUUUAUUUCAUUUUUUUUUCCUUCAAAUUAUUCGAUUUAUCAGGGUGAACACUUCUGUUUGAACAAAACUUAUAUUUUGUUCACCUUUCUAAUAUUUGUUUAAACAAAAUGUCUGUUUUCGUAAUUAAUAUUAAAAAUAUUUUUUUUAAUUUCAUGCUUAACUUAACCUUUGUACAAGAUUUUCAUUGUGUUGACAAUUCUAUGGCGUUAUUCUAUGAUUUAUUUACUAGUCUGUAUGUUUUAUAAAAUAUUGUAUUGUUUAAUGUUUUAAUUUGAAAUCCUUGAAUAAAGAAAAGUGUUGAAAAAGGUUACGCAUGUAAUAGUGCAUAAGUUGAUUUAUCGUAAUUAGCUGAUAAUAAGACAUGUUUCCUGUAUUUAGGGGCAAUAACUAAGAAGGUUGGAUGAUCAAAGCAAUUUUAAGGCUAGUAUAUAAUUCUCCUUGAGAAGAUGAUCUCUGUAUAAAGAAAUAAAAAAAUACUGGUAUUUAAAUGUGAAAAAGUUAUUACGAUCAAUUCUAUGUAAGAAUCAAAAUACCUUGAUACAAAGAAGGGUAUUUGAAAACUUUAACAGAAAAUGGUAGAAAUGGUUAUUUCUUUUAAAGUAGUUAGCUGGUUAAACAUUUCGAGUUUUUUCCCCUCUUUUUUCUU
This is a messenger RNA of Magallana angulata, 2370 nucleotides long. RefSeq lists its product as uncharacterized. Bases 162 to 1292 code for a protein of 376 amino acids. The transcript is spliced from 5 exons. Lineage: Eukaryota; Metazoa; Mollusca; Bivalvia; Ostreida; Ostreidae. The record is from RefSeq and is a predicted model, not a curated record.